AUGGCGGCUACAGCAUCGCGGGGCUCGUCCCCUUUCUCCCGCUUUGGCGACUCGCAAUCCUUCAACUUCGACGCGUUAAAGAACUUUUCCGCGCUCACCCCCUCGAUACAGUCUCAUCUGCAGAAGGUCUACCUGACGCUCUCGCUGACGCUGGUCGUCGCGUCGCUGGGCGCGUACGCGCACGUGCUGUGGGGCCUCGGCGGCGCGCUCUCGUCGAUAGCGUCCAUCGCGGGAGUGCUCUGGCUCAACGCCACUCCCGCCGUACCCGCUAACGAGCCGUUUCGCUUUCGCCUGCUUCUCGCCAUUGCCUUCUCGCACGGCUGCUCCAUCGGUCCGCUCGUCGAUGCUGUUAUUCAAAUCAACCCCGGUCUGCUAGUCACAGCAUUCGUCGCAACAGCGGCCAUCUUCCUGUGCUUCUCAGGAGCGGCGCUGCUGGCUAAGCGCAGGGAGUACCUGUACCUGGGGGGCUUCCUCGCCUCUGCCGUCUCCACCAUGCUCGCCCUUCGCCUCGCUUCCAUCUUCUUUGGCGGCUCUAACGCUGUUUUCCAGAUGGAGCUGUACGGAGGCCUGCUGGUCUUCUCAGGAUACAUCAUAUACGAUACACAGGUGCUGCUGGAGAGGGCGAGGCAAGGCCAGUGCGACCACGUGGUGGACGCCCUCGAGCUGCUGCUGGACUUUGUCGCUGUCUUUGUCCGCAUCCUCUUCAUCCUCGGGGAGAAGCAGGGUCAUUGCGACCACGUGGUGGAUGCCCUCGAGCUGCUGUCGGGCUUUGUGGCCGUCUUUGUCCGCAUCCUCUUCAUCCUGUGCUCAGUGCUGAAGCACACUCGCCUGCUCACUCCCACCCCUCUCAUCAACUCAUCAUCUCUCAUGCUAUGCCGUGCCGUUCUGUCUUGUGCCGUGCCAUGUCGUGCUGUGUCAUGUGCUCUGCUUGCACUGUGCUGCUUCACGUGCCGGGCAGACGAGGAAGGAGGAGAGGGAGGAGGAGCAGCGGGCAUCAUCCAAGCGCAGGGCUGCUGCCAGCACCUCCCGCCGUUGACUCUUUCGCCACCCAAUCGAAUGCUCCUCGCGCAUUCUCUCCGCCGCCCCGUCCGCCUUCCGCGUCUCCUACCGCUCGCUCCCCCUUCCCCUCCCCCGCUCGCUCCCCAUUCCCCUCCGCCGCCCGGUCCCCUGGUCCGCUCCCCGCUCUGCCCCUCCCUCCGCUGCUUACACUCGUCUGAGCUUUGGAGUCGACUCAAUAAUCGACCUGAGCUAGCCACCUCUCGCCGACGGUGCUUGCCAAAGGAGCGACCUUCCCUUGACGGCGAGGACGGCCCGCUGCCAGUGGUGAUUCUGCUGGACUUUGAAACGACCGGGCAGGGCACCACCCAGAAUCGCAUAGUGGAGCUGGCUCUGAGGGACGUGGCGGGUGGGCGGGGCGCGGCGCUGCACACGCUGGUGAACCCGUUCCCGCGGCACAUCUCUUCAGAGGCGGAGAGGAUUCAUGGGAUUAGCAUGCGCAUGGUCAACCGCCCCUCCGUUCCCCACUGGCCAGCAGCCGGCCGGCUGCUGGUGGACUUUGUGGAGGCCAGGCGGGCGGCGCAGGCAGAGCGGACGGCAGUUUCAGUACACAGCACGGCUACCACUGGCGUCUACGUGAACACCGAGGCGGGGGCAGGGAUGCGUAUGGGGAUGAGUGCAGAGAUGACUCAGAUGAGCGCUGUCUCUUCUGCAGCCCCCCUGCUGCUCCCCCCGGUGGUGCUGGUGGCGCACAACGGGUGGUCGUUUGACUUCCCUCUGCUGCGCAACGAGCUGCAGCGAGUUGGGAUCGCUGUGCCUCCUGGAUGGCACUCCCUAGACUCCAUGCGCCUCGUGCAAAGACUCUUCAAAGACACGGAUCGCAUGCCAGCGAGCAAGGCGCUGGGAUUCCUCUACUCAACGCACUUCUGCUGCUCCACGCCCUUUGCGCACCCUGACCUGGCCCACCGAGCCAUGGCCGAUGUGGACAAACUGGCCGAGGUGCUCGCUGCUGCCAUGUGGGAGCGAGGGGUUACUGUUCAGCAAUUGUUACAGUACACUAAACCAUUCUUAUGA
Closterium sp. Naga37s-1 is the source of this 2070-nucleotide messenger RNA. NCBI's taxonomy places the organism in Eukaryota, Viridiplantae, Streptophyta, Zygnematophyceae, Desmidiales, Closteriaceae. The record is from the annotation of a GenBank genome assembly.